UCCCGAUUCCAAAAAUGUCGUGCCUCAAUGCUCCAACAGUCAGUGAUCUAAUGACUAUUAUGCAAUGCGUGGCCCCUAUUGCCUCCCGCCUCGCUCUUAGACGUCUUUACACCCAAGGGCCACCAGCAAGAGCAAGUGGCCCCCUGACGGAGAUGUCCUGUGACAAAAGGAGGCCAAAAAGUCAGGAGAGUGCUGCUCAGUGGUGAAAUGGAGAAGUGAGGCAGAAAGGAGAGCUGCAGGGAAUAUUUUUUGAGGAACCCAUCAUGGUGUCAGAAACUAAAAGAGAAAAUGAGCUUUUCAGUGCAACAGAAACGUGAGCAGCGACAGAGAGGCAUCAGAAAGAGGCAGAAAUUAACAGAGCCUCGGGUCUGCGGCGAAAACCUCGACGCUGCACAGCAUCGUCCUCUGGACAAGGUGUGAACAAAGAAAGAAAGAACUGAGCAGCAUCCGGGUCGAAGCUAAUAGAGAAAACCACAGGGCUUUAAAUAGACGUUGAAAAGAGAAGUGCGAAGUGGACUUCACACUCAAACAGAGGGAGGAAGAGAGGCACGAGUACGAGUUUACAUCCGUCUCCAGAGAGGCGGCGAGUGGCAAACCGGAGCCGCUGGGGGACUCUGAGCUGGAAUAACUGGGGGGAUUUACUCGCGGCGACGCUUUCAGAAGGCACAACGAGAAAGUAAGACAGGAGGAGAGAGUUGGAAGAGGAAGAGGAGCAUCACUGAGAGGAAAAGAGGGGGGCUCAUGGGAAACCUCCUGAAAGUGCUGGCUUGCGCCGAACUUGAGCAUGGGCCAAUAGUUUUCCUUGACUUUGAACAUGCCCAGCCCACCGAGGCGGAGACGGCCGUGUGGAACCAAGUCAGCGCCGUGCUGGAGGAGGCUCACGGGAUCCUGGCCGAGCUGCAGUCCUACAACGGCGCGGGGCAGGAGAUACGAGAGGCCAUCCAGAACCCGGGCGACCUCGCUCUGCAGGAGAAGGCCUGGAACGCCGUCUGCCCCCUGGUGGCCAAGCUGAAGAGGUUCUACGAGUUCUCCCUCCGAUUGGAGAACGCCCUGCGCAGCCUGCUGGAGGCGCUGACGAGCCCGCCCUACGCUCCCAUGCAGCACCUGGAGCGAGAGCAGGCGCUGGCCAAACAGUUUGCAGAGAUCCUUCAUUUCACGCUCAGCUUCGACGAACUAAAGAUGACAAACCCGGCCAUUCAGAACGACUUCAGCUACUACAGGAGGACUAUAAGCAGGAACAGGCUGAAUAAUCAGCAGCUGGAUGCAGAGAACGAGGUAAACAACGAGAUGGCCAAUCGGAUGUCUCUGUUCUACGCCGAGGCGACACCGAUGCUGAAGACCUUGAGUAACGCCACCACCAAGUUUGUUUCAGAGAACAAGACCCUGCCGAUAGAGGACACCACAGACUGCCUGAGCACCAUGGCGUGUGUGUGUCGUGUCAUGCUGGAGACUCCGGAGUACCGCUGCCGGUUCACCAACACAGACACCAUGCUGUUCUGCAUGAGGGUGAUGGUGGGCGUCAUCAUCCUCUACGACCACGUCCAUCCCGUCGGAGCCUUCGCCAAGACCUCCAAAAUUGACAUGAAGGGCUGCAUCAAGGUGCUGAAAGAGCAGCCGUCCAACAGCGUGGAGGGGCUUCUGAACGCACUGCGGUAUACGACACGACAUCUAAACGAUGACAGCACCUCCAAACAAAUCAGAGCCCUGCUGCAAUGAAGGAACGCCAGAGGAGAGGGAGGAACGUCGGAGCGCACCUGAAGACGGAGAGAGGAGGGGAAACAGACGCCAGAGGCUGAAAAAGCUGUUUGUUUACAAUAGACGAAGAGAAGCAUCUCUGGGUCUGGAGCAACCUGAAGAGAAGAAGAAGAAUAAUAAUUUAAUUCUAUAUAUUAUCAGCCGUCCAUCAUUCUGUCUCUCAUUUUGUAAAGUAAGAAAAGAGAAGAAAAGAAGAAGAAGAAACCAGAAAUGAAGAUUAUAGAUAUUUAUUAAAAGAAGUGAAACAGUAAGCAGGAUUACAGAAGAAGCUCUAUGGGGGGGGGUAAAAUUUAAAGGUCAGAACCGAAAUGUGACAAUAGCUAGAGUUACGUGUUCCUGCUGUUAGUCAGACAAGUUUUGCACACUCCCCUUUCGAGAAAACAGCAUCCGUCUUCUUACUGGAAGCCUCCCCCCAUCGCCGCGGGAACCGUGGCUCGGCCCCUCGGUUAUCCCUCAGCUGCACUGAUCCCCACGCUCAGGCGAAACGAAGCAAUGUGAUGGAUCCACUCCGGAGAUUUGCUUCUUGCCUCCCUUCUGUCCCCCCAUCACCACAUCAGUACAGCUGUGGGCUACCGGAUGAAAGGACCUACAUUUUUUUGUUUCCCCCUCCCUGAAUUGCCUCGUAUCCAUCCAUCCAUCCAAUUUGUAUUUUUCCUUUUGGCACGACAUCCACCCUUGUAACGUUGCAGCACACACAAAAAAACCAAACCCUUAUUAGGCUGUCUUCUCUCCAUGGUGCUAAUGUUGCUAAAGCUAUCUCAACAAUGAAGCAAAACCAACAUGCUUCAUUAUGGAAUCACAUCCAGCUUUUUCUGCUGGAAAAAACAAACAAACAAACAAACGAUCAAACAGUUAGCAGAUCAAACCUACGCACCAAUCCUACAGCACACUUCUUCACCUUGUGCCAAAAAAGCUGAGUCGUUUACACUCCUGUUGCGUCGCCACGCUGGCUGCCGGGGACGAGUUUUGUAGUCCUGACGUGUCGCUGAUCAUCUUUAAAAAAACGAAAAGAAGAGAUGACAGGCAGAGAUCUUUUAAAAAAAGAGAGAUGUGAGCCUUAUGGUGUAAAUAAGCGAAGCUUCUCCUGUCCGACAUGCUCCUCUUGAACUCUCAGCCCACAUUCCCACUUAUUCCGCCCAACCAGAGUUCUUUCUUUUAGUGCGAAAAGGCCGAGGGCCAGCUAGUCGGAAAUAAAACUUUUAACAACAACAAAAAUAUUAGUAAAGGAGUGCUGUAAUUUGGUUGUCCAUAGACCUUAGUCUGAUUUAAUUUAUAAUAUAUUUUCUAUACAGGGAUGUGUGCCCAAUACAUACAUACAUAGAUGGCAUGUUGUAAAAGUUCUGACAAGAGUGUGUAAAUAAGGUGUUUUUAUUCAUUUUUAAUUGUUCAGUGACGCUGAAUUCGGGUAUGUGUUGUCUCUCAGAAUUACCAUGCGUUUGGCUUGGACCAUCGGACUUGCCGUAGUCAUAGGUUUCAGAAAUUCAACUUCAUUAAGGCGAAUGAACCAGAGGGGAGGGGCUCUCCAUUUGCUUGUUCUUUUUGUAUAUUUUGUGCAACAAUAAACUUGUCAUUUAUUACAUUCAAA
Molecule: messenger RNA, 3340 nt
Organism: Xiphophorus maculatus (southern platyfish)
Lineage: Eukaryota; Metazoa; Chordata; Actinopteri; Cyprinodontiformes; Poeciliidae
Gene: fam49al
Product: protein FAM49A-like
Exons: 11
Coding region: 742-1716 (324 amino acids)
Biological process (GO): regulation of actin filament polymerization
Molecular function (GO): small GTPase binding
Source: RefSeq, a predicted model, not a curated record